GCAUCCGCGGAUUUGGAUCCGGAUGUGAAGAAAUUCAACGCGGCAGUUGUGGUACUACCAGGUGACUAUUUGCCAAUGACAGCAAGUGGCGUUAAGACCUCUUAAUACUUCGUCGUCUUGCUCUACGGCCGAAUUUGGACAUCGUCACACUCUUCUAUAAAUUCGCUACCCAGAGCAGUCUCAUUCCAAACCCCUCUCACCUUCCACAUUCUCCGUCUUAAAACCAUGACUUCUCCUUACCCAGGCCAAAAAACUGCCGUCAAUGUUGUUCUGGGCACCAUGACAUUUGCGGCCCCGGGUACAUCCCACGCGCGUGUCACAGAUCUCAAAGAUGUUGAAGCUAUCAUCGAUAUCUUCCUCAGCCAUGGGCAUCGCGAGCUGGACGCGGCACGCUGGUACGGUUAUGGCACGAACGAAGUAUAUCUCGGGCAGAUCGACUGGAAGAGCAAGGGGGUGCUGAUGGAGACGAAGCUCUGGCCCGUUUCACCCGAGAUGAGCUUCAUCGGUGAUCAUUCGCCGGCGAACAUCCGCAAGUUCUGCCAGAUGUCCCUGGACGCUCUCAAAACCGACUUGCUCGAGAUGUGGUACCUCCACGGUCCUGAUCGGCACAACCCGUACGAAGAUACGCUGCGCGCUGUUAACGAACUCUACAAGGAAGGCAAGUUCAAGCGGUUCGGGAUCAGCAACUACAUGUCAUGGGAGGUGGCUGAGAUUUGCGGCAUCUGCGAGCGCAACGGCUGGGUCAAACCAUCUGUUUAUCAGGGCCUUUACAACGCGGUCCAUCGCGCUGUGGAACCGGAACUCUUCCCGUGUUUGCGCAAAUUCGGGAUUGCAUUCUAUGGAUUCAAUCCGAUCGGUGGCGGAUUCUUCACAGGCCGGUACUCUAACUCUACCGACGAAGCGGAAAGCACCUCCCGCUUCCACGGUGAGGGUCGCACCAGCGUCCUCUACCGCAAGCGAUACUGGCAGCAACCGUACUUCGACGGGCUGAAUAAGAUCUCAUCAGCAGCAGAAAAAUACGGUCUCACAAUGAUUGAAGUCGCCUUGCGCUGGACCAUGCAUCAUUCUCUGAUGAAACGUGAAUUUGGCGAUGCGGUCCUGAUUGGUGCUUCGAGCGUCGCCCACAUCGAACAGAAUCUAGAGGAUCUUGAGAAGGGGCCGCUGCCUCAAGAAGUGGUCAAUGCUCUGGACGGGGCUUGGGCCGGUGUGAAGGGCAUCGCAACGAACUACUUUCACUAGCUCACGCCGUCAAACUGAAUUUGUUUCUGGAACGAUUGACCUUGAGAUCCAUCGGGCUCUCGUUGCGGGUACUUAGAACUAUACUCUUUCAAUCGCGGAAUGCAG
Messenger RNA from Mycena citricolor, 1344 nucleotides. The record is from the annotation of a GenBank genome assembly. NCBI's taxonomy places the organism in Eukaryota, Fungi, Basidiomycota, Agaricomycetes, Agaricales, Mycenaceae.